Messenger RNA from Anopheles nili, 739 nucleotides. RefSeq names its product ADP-ribosylation factor-like protein 6-interacting protein 4. The transcript has a single exon. The record is from RefSeq and is a predicted model, not a curated record. Lineage: Eukaryota; Metazoa; Arthropoda; Insecta; Diptera; Culicidae. The coding region runs from base 78 to 710 and encodes 210 amino acids.
UGCAGACUCUUGGAAUGCAGGCCAACCUCGGAUUAGUGUUUGAAAGUUUAUAAAGCAGAUGUAUUAGAUGAAGAAAAAUGAAAGAAAGCAGGAAACGCAAAAAAUCUAGACGAGAUAGCUCCUCGUCUUCCUCAUCGAGCUCUAACGAUAGUGGCAGUUCUAGUAGUACCAGCUCUAGCAGUAGCUCCAGCCAAAGCAGCACAGAACGUAAACGCAGAAGAAAGCUGCAAAAGAAGAAACUGGCGAAGCAACAGAAAAAAGAAGACAAAGCCAAAAAGAAAGCCCUACGAAGAGAGAAAAAAGCUAAACGGAAACAGGAAAAGUUGGAAAGCAAGUUAGCAAAACGGCAACUCAAGGAGCAGAGAAAAAAGCUAGCCCGGUCGCAGGAGCAGCAUAAUGCUGUCGGUGCCCCAAGCUCGGUGCCACCCGUUGAGGAAAAGGACGAAAGUCUGCUUGAUUGUGGGGUUCCGCUCGAUCUAAUGAACCGCAAAGCAAGGGCACCGGAAACACGGGAAGAGUACGAGGCGCGUCAGUCGAUCAUACGACGGGUUGUCGAUCCGGAAACGGGCCGUACGAGAUUGAUUAAAGGCGACGGGGAAAUUAUCGAAGAGUGCGUUACCCGUGAACGGCACAAGGAUAUCAACCGGCAAGCCACGGCAGGCGAUGGUGCAGAAUUUCAACGAAAGACAGUCGGAUGGAACGUUCGAUAGAAAUCAACAAAACUACGGGUCCGGGAAGA